Neocloeon triangulifer is the source of this 2594-nucleotide messenger RNA. RefSeq lists its product as uncharacterized. The record is from RefSeq and is a predicted model, not a curated record. The transcript is spliced from 7 exons. Lineage: Eukaryota; Metazoa; Arthropoda; Insecta; Ephemeroptera; Baetidae. Gene Ontology annotation, cellular component: membrane. Bases 170 to 1945 code for a protein of 591 amino acids.
UCGAUACCCAUGGCGAACGCCGUCGGAAGCUGCGACUGGUUGUCAGGCAGCUCAGUUGUUGGCCCACUCGUCGCCACAGGUGCUUUUAAUUUUGCGGCUUUGUGAACAACCUUUGGACAGGCUGUGCGUCAUUCCGCUUUUGACCCUGUGGCUUUGCGGGUCUUCCAAGAUGAUAGGGACGUCGCUGCACGAGUUCGAGUGCGCCCGUCUGAUGACGAACGCAUUCCUGGCGGUCGUCCUAGUGGGCAGGUCGUUCCUGGCCCUGCCACUGCUGCCCGUCUUCCUGCGCUACCUCGGCCUGACGGCGCUCGAGGCGGGUCUCGUUUGCGCCGCCCAGGCCCUCGUCGAAAUGCUCCUGACGCCCGUGUGGCUGCUGGCGGUGCGGCGCUCCGGCCUCCGCCGCCGGGCCCUCAUUGUUCUUGGCCUCGUUCUUGCAGCUGCCCUUCACGUUUGUCUCGUCUUUGUGCCACCCUCCGGCACGCCUCAGGACGUGACUCACUGCCUGGCAAAUUCGAACGCUACAAUACCCCCUCCAGUGAAUGGGGUGAUGGUCAGGGCGGCCACCGAGGCAGCUACGUCUUCCCGGCCUCCAACCUACAAAACCUUUGUCCCUAAAAGACCGCUGACCUCAAAGGCCACCCCUGUCAGUGCCACCGAGACCGCUAGAACAUUGCCAACCUCAACGACCCCUACCAUCAUACCCUUCGUGGACACAACCCCAUACUCUGUACCGGCAAGUGAAAAUCAGCAACCGUUGUACGAGGAUGAUUACGGAGGUGGUCAGCAGAGUUAUCCUAUGCCUGCUAUUCAAGAUCCACAAACGAAGCGGCGGCCGCCGAUUUACGACUACCACUAUGCAGACUACGCCGCCGAACCAGACUCGUCUUGGCGCGGCCGUCGAUUGGCCUCAGUCGUGGCCGUCCCACACCUGCCCACCUCGCCAGUGUUCAGAGCAGCAUUUGUCCUCUGCUGCCUGGCGGCCGCUUUGGCCUGUUUGGCUGAGCCGGCCGUGGCCGCUCUCUGGCGCCAAAGGCUUGACGACGCCGAACACCUUGAGUUUAGUGGCGAGCACGUGGCCUGGGGGCGCCUUCUGGGUGCCAUCUGCCUUGCAAUUCUGGCUGGUGCUAUGGCGUGGGGAGCACCCUGUUUUGUUGCUCGGGGACUCCACCAAGAGGUUUUGCACCCUUUAGCAUCAGCAGGUUCUUACGGCGUGGCCGCCUUUCUUGCUCUGGUGCUACUUCCUCUACCUCCUGGAAAAUUGGCUGCCCCCAUCAAACGCACUGCCCCCGCAGCCCCUUUGCGCCUCGUAGCUCGCGGAUUAGCGGCUGGACUUGCAGGUCUAGCCUUUGGCUCUGGAGUGACUUUUAUGCUGUGGCACGUGGCCGAACUGGAGGGAUUCUCCUUCAACUAUGAACUGCUUUUUGGCGGAUUCAUGGCUGCUGAAGGUCUUGUGGCUCUACCUGUUCUCUCUUGGGCUAGAGCGGCACCAAAUCCAGUUGGUGCCUCGAUUGGUCUGUUGGUUUUGGCCCUUGAGUUUGGUUUGGCGCCUCUGCUGAUCACACCCACGCCAGCACCCCUCCUGGGCGUUCUCCAGGGUGCAGGUGGUGCGCUCUUGGAACGCUCCCUGGGCUCAGGUUUCGGCUCGUCGUCUUGGCGCUUGGGUUUGGCCAUUGGCACCGCUGCCUCCGGCGCCUGCUUCCACUUUGUGGGCGCCAGACCAACCCUCUGGAGUGCGGCCGUGGCCGCUGUCGUGGCCGCCCUUGCUGUCAUCAUUGCUGGAAGGACACCCCCUGUGAAGCACCGCCGUCGUACAUACAACCAACUGCUGCUCUCGGACACGCUGGAGGUGCUCAAGCCAGAAAACUCGGACUCUGAGGAAGGAGAAACCGACUGGCUGGAGCGCGCCCUCCGAGAAGAAGGCCCGUCGGGAGCCCCUGUCAGCUGAGCGGUGCAAUCAGUGCGCGAGGACGCUUGAAUCGUUCACUCUGAUAAACGAAUAAUUAUGCAAAAGAAAGAGAGAAAGAAAGUAUGGAUGCUGUGAAAAGAGAAUUAAAAAAAAAUGCGCCAGUGCAAAAGUAAUCUGAGAUAUAUAUGCUGUAACUUUAUGUUUUUUUGAGUACAAGUACUAAAAGUGAAAUAAGUAUAUUUUGCUGCUGACGUUUUCCCACAGAAAAUUGUUUCACAUUGGUGAAAUAAGACAAUUAAGUGGGAAAAGAGCCUUAGAGUGUUUAAUGAAUUCCCUGAACAUGCUGAGAAAAAGAUUUAUGGCAAAUAAAAAAUAAAAAAAAAAUGGAUAAAAUGUAUUUUAGACGCUAUAUAAUGUCAAGUGUUGUUGUUUAAAAUAGCAAGUAUGUAAUAUUGAUAAAGAAAUAUCAAAGAAUAAAAAUAUCGAUAGUUUGUUAGGAAGCCUAAAUCUGCUGAAAACACAAAAGGCGCUUUCUUCAAUAUUGGGCCCAGGGUCCAUUAAAAAAGUCUACGCUCAGAAAUGAGCGUCCGAUGGUAAAACAAAAGAAACGGUUUAUUGGAUGCGCAACUGAUAAUAAAUUAACAUUGAACUUAUGAAGGAAUAUAGCUUUUUAUUUAGUAUGACUCUA